CGUCUUGUACGUACGCGUGACAAAAACAAUCUUUGAGUUCUAUAUUUUGCAUCAACAACACAACAGCCGGAUCGAUCGAGUUGAUGCACGUCCUUGCACCAUACGGCGCCGGUCCGCCAUUAGCGCUAGUACUCAGCUACCUUGCAGGCCACCGAGAAAGCCAAACAGAGGCCGCCAGCAGCAUCGUCGUCCACGGCAACAACGUAGGAGAGAUGGACGAGGCGCUGUCGCAGAUCAGCGAGGCGUUCCGGCUGGCCGGGGAGUUCAUGAGCGAGCUCCCGGCGACCCAGAACGACCCGGCCUACCUCGCCGACCGCUGCCACGGCAUUGCCCAAGCCUACAACGCGGCCUUCCGCAUGCUGCAGCCCUACGGCGGUCUGGACGCCGGCGGGCCACUGGACUUCCUCCUCCUGCGCCGCAGCGCGGAAGAGGCCGCGGCCGGCAGAAGCCAGUUCCUCGGGGAGCCUCCAGUCCAGCAGGAGCCGUUCCACGUGGCUGGAGCCGAUGUGUUGCAGGGCGCGCGAGCGGUGGCGGGGGGACCGUUGAGGCGGCUGGCGUCGUCGUCCGGGUCUCCGCCGCCGGUCCAGCCACGGCAGGGCAGCGGCAGGAGGAGGAGGGAAAGUGGGCAGAGGCAGACGUUGAUGGUUCCCGCGCAGCGGACGGGCAACACCGAGCUGCCACCGGACGACGGCUAUACGUGGCGCAAGUAUGGCCAGAAGGACAUCCUCGGCUCCAGGUACCCGAGGAGCUACUACCGGUGCACUCACAAGAACUACUACGGGUGCGAGGCCAAGAAGAAGGUGCAGCGCCUGGACGAGGACCCCUUCACGUACGAGGUCACCUACUGCGGCAACCACAGCUGCCUCACCUCCACCACCCCGCUGCUCACCCUCCCCGCUGCCACGGUGGCCUCAACGACCAAUUCUCCAACCCCCACGUCUGCAGGCUCCCGCCUCGCCCCAGACCUCGUCAUGGCACACGCCGAGCAGCCGCGCUUUGCGGCGGCGCCGCUGUCCACGUCGAUCCACCUCGGCAUGAACUGGAUGCCGGCCAGCGUCCAGCAGGGCAUUGGGGCCGGCGCCGGGGAGGGGAUCAGCAGCGGCGCACAGAUGAACGUGUCGGCCGCAGGGAGGGACUCGGAUUACCCGGUGCUGGAUCUCGCGGAUGCCAUGUUCAACUCUGGCAGUAGCGGGGCCAGCAGCAUGGACGGCAUCUUCCCUUUUCAUCAGCGACGUGAUACUUAAAUUGAUUCUUCAUUCUAAUCUCGAUGUGGGGAAGCCACAUGAUCAGUACGUGAGCUUCCAGAUUAACUUGGUUUGUGUAUAGUUGUAGGUAAUUAAGGUGCAGAUGUUCAAGUUUUGUUUUCUCUUAUCAACCAAUAUUGGAGAACGUAUCAUUUAGUUCAUGGCUGCACAGGCUAAUAAAUGGGCUCGCAGGUAUAGUAUAGUAAUUGUAAGUGAGACCAGUAGGUCUCAAUUAGUUUAAUUCAUCAUAGUUACCUGAUUCGUGAUCAGUCUGGUUCGCAAUUUAAAUUCAUGAUUUGCACUUCAUCA
Molecule: messenger RNA, 1553 nt
Organism: Brachypodium distachyon (stiff brome)
Lineage: Eukaryota; Viridiplantae; Streptophyta; Magnoliopsida; Poales; Poaceae
Product: WRKY transcription factor 55
Exons: 3
Coding region: 84-1244 (386 amino acids)
Biological process (GO): regulation of DNA-templated transcription
Cellular component (GO): nucleus
Molecular function (GO): DNA-binding transcription factor activity; transcription cis-regulatory region binding
Source: RefSeq, a predicted model, not a curated record